AUGAUCAGUGGCAGAUACGCACUUUACGGAAAAAUUAUUCAGACAACACAGUAUCUGAUAUUCCCUACUCUCUACUCCAUAAUACUUUAUUCACUUGCAGGAUACUCUCAGUCUUUAAGUCAAUAUCUCAAGUUCAACUUUUUGAAUAUCGUGGUUGCCAUGCUUUCUGGCUCUGUAGGCUAUGCUGCCGGUUGCAUAUGUGGUACGACAGCAGUUGCGACAACUUAUGUCCCAAUGAUCGUCAGCCCCUUGUUUGUGUUCGGUAUGUUAUACAAAUAAAU
Cylicostephanus goldi is the source of this 281-nucleotide messenger RNA. Lineage: Eukaryota; Metazoa; Nematoda; Chromadorea; Rhabditida; Strongylidae. The record is from the annotation of a GenBank genome assembly.